Ornithodoros turicata is the source of this 1245-nucleotide messenger RNA. RefSeq lists its product as uncharacterized. The record is from RefSeq and is a predicted model, not a curated record. The transcript has 2 exons. The coding region runs from base 1 to 1245 and encodes 414 amino acids. NCBI's taxonomy places the organism in Eukaryota, Metazoa, Arthropoda, Arachnida, Ixodida, Argasidae.
AUGGAGUGCAAAACAAGACGCCUAAAGAAAGGAACAGUGCCAUCAGAGAACCUGCCACAACUCUCCACUUAUGAUGCUAGAAAAGCGAAGAGGAUGCAAGAGCUGCAGCAGCAGCGACAAGGUAGACAUCUCAAGCGUUCAAGGAAGGAAAACUGCACAGAUGUGACACCAGAUGACGACGCUCAAAACGAUUACACCUUCUGCGGUGAGGAAGCACAUGGCGUACACAAUGAACAGGUGCAUGGAUGUGACACUGAAGUGAUUAUUCGAGAUGAAACACAACCUGCAGACCUUGUAUCAGUUUUGAAAGACAUAGGAAUUAAGGAAGACAAAAGCAUCCAAGUUACGUCAGGGGAAUUUGGAUUUAAAUUUACACAGCUUGUAAAUGAGAAAAAUGUGAAGUCCAUUACAGGCAUCGGCAGUAUGAAGUUACUUGACAAACUAGCCAGUCUUCUAGAGGAAGAGCUACCAACAACUGGCAAGAAUGUACUCAAUUGGAAAGACAAAGUUGUGAUGACAAUGAUGGUACUCAAGCACACUUUCCCCUUUCAUGUGCUAUGCCAUAUGUUUUUUGUGUCACCAACAACCUGCAGCUCUGCAGUGAAAAUGACUAUAAGGGCACUGUCCGCUCUGCUGCGAUGUGCUGUAGUUUGGCCCUCAAAAGAAGAAGUGCUGGAAAACAUUCCAAAGUGUUUCAAGGAUUUUUCACAAACAAGAGUUAUCCUCGAUUGCACAGAGGUGAGCGUGGGAGUGCCCAAGUGCCUUAGAUGCCGCGUCAAUACAUAUUCCCAUUAUAAGAAGGGACAUACCGUGAAAUACAUGAUUGGUGUUUCACCAGGUGGUUUGAUCACCUUCAUCAGCAAGGGAUAUGGAGGCAGAGCCUCUGAUAAGGCGAUUUUUGAACAAAGUGGACUAGUGAAGGAUCUCCUCCCUGGUAUUGAUAGUGUGAUGGUCGACAAGGGCUUUCUGAUUGACUCUAUCUGUGAGGAGCACCUCAUCAAUGUGAUUAGGCCACCUUUUCUUCGCCAAAAGAAGCAGUUUACAAAAUCGGAGGCUAUGAGAACAAGAAAGAUAGCUGCAGCAAGAGUACACGUUGAGAGGGCCAUACAACGUAUAAAGCUCUUCAAGAUCCUUACCCAUAAGUUGACAUGGAACAUGGUCCCAUUUGCUGAUGAUGUGCUGUUGAUAUCAGCUGCCCUCACCAAUCUAUCAAGGCCAAUUAUAGGCAAAGACAAGUUCCUUUGA